AUGCUCAGCCUCAGCACCAGCAGCAAGAUCUUCGCUCUGUGCGUCGCCGCCACCGCCGUGUCGACCGGUGUUCACGCCGAGACACAGGUGGCCCAGACCUUGGGUUUGCUCGGACUCCCCGGCGUCGGCUAUGGCGCGCCCGGCUACGGCUACGGCUACGGCGCGGGCCCCGCCGUCAGUGUCGGUGUGCCUGGCCUCGCGAGUGUCGGCGUCGGUGUGGGCAACGGCGGUGUUGGUGUCGGUGCCAACGUGCUGGGCCUCGGAGCGCACGUUGGUGUGGGCUUGCCCGGUGUCGGCUAUCCUGCGGGCUAUCCUGGGGGCUAUCCUGUGAACAGCCCCGCCUACAACAACGCUCCCCCGCCUGUUGUCAACAGCGCCCCCGCCUACAACAACGCUCCCGCUACUGUUGUGAACAGCGCCCCUGCUACGACGGCUACGACUAGUGGCGCCAAUGGCGCGUCCACGGCGAACGCGAACGCCAAUGCCAAUGCGAACGGCGGCAACAACCCCUUCUCGACCAAGACGGUCUCCGUCGCGAACGGAGACGGCACGUCGAACACGGCGUCCGUGUCGAACGGAAAUGGCGCCGCUGCGAAUGGUGGCGCGUCGGCGAGUGCUACGGCCAGCGCCAGAGCGAGUGCGUCUGCUCGGGCCACGGCUGGAGCGAGCGCCACGUCGGCGCAGAAGACGUACCGCCAGCUCCGCUCGGAGGAAUGA
This is a messenger RNA of Phytophthora sojae, 717 nucleotides long. RefSeq lists its product as hypothetical. The record is from RefSeq and is a predicted model, not a curated record. Lineage: Eukaryota; Oomycota; Peronosporomycetes; Peronosporales; Peronosporaceae. The transcript has a single exon. The coding region runs from base 1 to 717 and encodes 238 amino acids.